This is a messenger RNA of Electrophorus electricus (electric eel), 1131 nucleotides long. Lineage: Eukaryota; Metazoa; Chordata; Actinopteri; Gymnotiformes; Gymnotidae. The record is from RefSeq and is a predicted model, not a curated record.
GAGAUCAUGGUUUCCGUCUCCCUCUAGAAGUCCUCUACGUACAUCAGAACUACCCGCUUACCGCUGUUGUGCGAAGCACAAACAACAGAAUGGGUUUCCGCAGGCUUUGUCUUGAUUUACAGCUGUCUCGUUACUGAAGUCUGGGUUCUGAGCCAGGUAAAUGAGGUACACAUUUGCGACGGAUGACUGCAUGGUCAUCACCAUACCCCUAGGGAAUGUGAAGACCACACAACACGGAGAUCUGAUGCCGGAGAAGUUCUCCUGCGUGUUCAAGGAUGUGUACAAGGUUUUUCUCAAGGGACGACCAAAAGCACUGGGGGUAGCACAACUCACAGCUGCCGUUUUUGUCCUCUGUCUCGGGGGAAUGCUUAUUAAUAAGUCAAGCCCCGAUACUACACAAUUGAACGAUGCCUUCUACACCAUUCCCAGUGCAGUGUUCAUUGUUUGUGGAAUUCUGACAUAUGCAGCGGGACUUUCUCCAGUAAUGUAUGUGAUGAAGAUGUCAUUCAUUUUCAACAUCAUUGGCCUCUUCUGGGCAAUUACAACUUUCGCUUUAUUCUCCAUCAAAGUUUCUUCAACGAAUUCUAUGAUCGUGGGGCUAAGAAGUGUAAUUACAGUUUUGCAUGUUUUGGAGCUUGUCCUUGCCGCAAUACUGAUCUUCUGGGAGAGCAAAGCUAUUUGCAGGGCCCAUUUCAACACUCUGCCCCUGAUCACUCUGAAGCAAGAUGCGUAACCUGCCAAAGACAUUUACAUUGGGAAGGGGACAAUGAAUUAAUUAAGAAAAUGUGCACCUUUGUAAAUUUGCAGAAGCUCCUCAGAUAGUCAAAGGCUUUGCUAAAAGAUGUAAUUAUUAGUUGCUUUCUCUGGUGACAAGCUAAUCGUCAACAACUAAAUUUUAGCGUAUUUCUUUUUGCCACAUUUGUCACAUCUUUAUUAACUUUAUGUAUAGAAAUCUUAUAAAGAACCUCAAAUGAACCAUGAACAAAAGGAUCAAAUUUGAAAUAAAAUGUUAUGAAUAUUUGUGACUUUUAAACUGCAUAUUUUAAUACCAUUUUGUACUGUUUGUGCGAAGUUUUGCGUUGUUAGUAAACGCAUAUUAGUCAAAUAAAAACGCAGCAAAAUAUAUUCUCA